UGACCUCCACAGCACCCACCAGCACCCAACUGACCUCCACAGCACCCACCAGCACCCAAGGGAGCUCCACAGAACCCACCAGCACCGGAGGCACCACCACAGCACCCACCAGCACCACUGCUCUUUCUCCAGUCUUCUGCCAGAACGGAGGCACCUACAACGGGGUCAAGUGUCUCUGCCCCUUGUCUUUCUACGGCCCCUUGUGCGAGUUCUCCACCGACUCCAUCAACACCAACCUCCCUUACCCGGGGACCAUUUUGGCCAACACGCUGGCCAACGUGACCGUCACCAACUUCAACUACACGGCGGAUCUCAACGACACCCAAUCGGAGCCCUAUCGCUUCUUCGAGGAGCAUUUCCGGAGCGAGAUCAGGAAGAUCUACGGGACCAUCCCCGGCUACGAGGGCGUGAAGAUCAUCAGCCUCAGCCCUGGGAGCAUCGUGGUGGAGCACGAGAUCUUCUUCACCAUGAUGGAGACCAACAACACGACGGAGACGUUCGAGGAGACGACGAGGAUGGUGGUGCAGAGGCUGCGGGAGGAACAGGCGGCCCAGGGCAACUGUCAACACAACACCUCCAUCCUCUGCCUCAACUUGUCGCCCAACCCCAUUGUGAGGAACAUGACACAAGCAUCUUCCCUGAUCGAGAUCUGCCGGCAACGAGCCCCCAGCGACUACCGCGACUUCUACUUCCCAUUGACCACCGAGGACACCAUCCAGUGCAUCACCAACUGCACGCCCAACACGCGCAGCACCCUGGACUGUCACUUCGGCCAGUGCCACGUCACCCGGGCCGGUCCCCAGUGCUCGUGUUACGACGAAACCCUGUACUGGUACACGGGUGACAACUGCUCCGGGCGCAUCAGCAAGGUGGCCAUGGCCUUGGGUUUGGUGGCCACCAUCUUGCUCAUCGGCUGCGUCGUCCUCACCAUCAUCCUGGUCAGGAACUACCACAAGAAGAAGUACAAGCUGAGUGACCCUCAAACCUACGCCGGUGACAACUGGUACGAGGCCGACGGCUUCACAUGGCGCUCGCCCGAUGGCUUUCUCUACCGCAACAUGGUGGCCGCCGGCCCCACAGGUGAUGACACCCUAAGCAACUUCACCCCUUCGUUGGACCUGGUGGAUACGUCCCGGCCGAUGAGGAUCUCCAGGCCGGAGCUCCGACCUUCCAGUCGCAACAUCCCACCGGUCAACAGAAGACAACCCAACUGGGACAACCGAUGAGGAUCACCAGGCUGGAGCUACAACCUUCCAGUUGGGACAUCCCACCGGUCAACAGAAGACAACCCAACGGGGACAACCGGUAGAAGACCCCCCAAAACUCAACACCACGGGUCUUCUCCCUAAAGGGGGACCCCCCCACCCCCAAAUCUGCCCCGGGGGGGGGGAGCACGCGGGUCGUGCCGAAUCUGGGCCAGAUGUUGGGGGUGGGGACACCUCCAUUGUUAUUUAUUAUUUAUAUUGGGUGCCCCAAAUUCCCCCACCCGGGGGGGUCCCCAAAAGGAUGAUGCCCCCCAUAUUCCCCCAUAUAUGGGGGGCGCGGGACUCCUAUGGGGGCUCAGGCCGCGGGGAGGCCGCUGCAGAGAC
Messenger RNA from Columba livia (rock pigeon), 1589 nucleotides. Its product is annotated as mucin-3A-like. The record is from RefSeq and is a predicted model, not a curated record. Bases 468 to 1226 code for a protein of 252 amino acids. The transcript has 12 exons. NCBI's taxonomy places the organism in Eukaryota, Metazoa, Chordata, Aves, Columbiformes, Columbidae.